AUGUCCACUUGCAAAACCAAGUUGAAUCAUCCAAAUUCUUUUUCAGCUACCUCUUUCGGUAGGUCCCAUGUGCAACUUCUAACAUCAUUGUUGGACGCUUUGCCUGCCACACACUUUCCUGCUCUGCCUAACAUUCUCAGUUUCAGUGCAGGAGACAUUCUGAGGACAUUGUUCGAUAACGCUGUGAAAGGACUUCCACUACUAAAUGCAGCAAGAGAGCCACUAGGCGACUUUGAUACUUUUGCAUCAUCUUUUCCUGUUCUUGCAGACAUUUUACCAAAAGAAACAUUUUUGUGGAAACUAAAGAUGCUCGAGUCUCCUUCGGCAUAUGCUGAUUCACGCCUAUAUGCUAUCAAAGCUCAGACUUUGAUACUUUGCAGUAUGAAUAUAGUGUAUGUAUUCACUUUGAUUGAUUGUUAUGGGAAGAGUGGGAAUUCUGAUGGGGCUUUAAGGUUGUUUGAGAGGAUGAAAAUGGAUGGGAUUGAGCCUGAUGAGGUUACUUAUGGUGCUAUUGUUAAUGGGUUAUGUAAGAGUGGGAGACUAGAGGAAGCUUUGGGUUAUUUUCGGUUUUGUAAUGAGAAUGCUGUUGUUGUCAAUGCUGUUUUUUAUUCUAGUUUGAUUGAUGGACUUGGAAAGGCGGGAAGGGUGGAUGAAGCUGAGAAGGUGUUUGAUGAAAUGGCUGAGAAGGGGUGUCUGCCGGAUUCAUAUUGCUACAAUGCGCUCAUCGAUGGACUUUGUAAGUGUGGGAGGAUAGCCGAUGCUUUAGUGCUGUUUAAGAGGAUGGAGUGUGAUGGUUGUGAGCAUACUGUGUAUACGUUUACUAUACUUAUCAGUGAGCUUUUCAGGGUGCAUAGGAAUGAAGAAGCCGUCAAGAUGUGGGAUUUGAUGAUUGACAAAGGGAUAACGCCGAACGUUGCUUGUUUUAGGGCUCUUUCAAUUGGAAUGUGUCUUUCAGGAAAAGUUGCGAGGGCUUGUAAAGUGCUGGACGAGCUUGCACCUAUGGGGGUUGUUCUUGAAACAGCUUAUGAAGAUAUGAUUGGAGCGCUGUGUAAAGCUGGUCGUGUGAAGGAGGCUUGUAAGUUGGCUGAUGGAAUUGUGGAUAGGGGUAGAGAAAUACCUGGGAAGAUUAGAACUGUGAUGAUUCAUUCCUUAAGAAAAGCUGGGAAUGCUGAUUUGGCUAUCAAGUUGAUGCAUAGCAAGAUUGGUAUUGGAUAUGAUCGAAUGCGGAGCGUUAAAAAGAGAGUCAAGUUUCAAACCCUUGUUGACAACUGA
Vicia faba (fava bean) is the source of this 1272-nucleotide messenger RNA. NCBI's taxonomy places the organism in Eukaryota, Viridiplantae, Streptophyta, Magnoliopsida, Fabales, Fabaceae. The record is from the annotation of a GenBank genome assembly.